Molecule: messenger RNA, 1323 nt
Organism: Symbiodinium natans
Lineage: Eukaryota; Dinophyceae; Suessiales; Symbiodiniaceae
Source: the annotation of a GenBank genome assembly
AUGUCAGAAGGCUAUGCGGCUAUGCCUCCACGACAACAGGCGCGUUCUGCGAGCCAGAGCUUGCCGAUCUGGCAGCUGGAGCUGCAGAGGUUUUUCGACACUUGGGCACAAGGCGAGAAGCCAAGCAUCAAGUUUUGCACGGCGGUGGCAGCGGCCAUGGGACGAGGCAAAGCUGCCGAGGCCGCCUGGGAUUUUGUGCGGGCCCUGCAGAGACGGAGCCUGGACUUGGACACCUUCUUCUGCAACAGCAUCUUGCAAGCCUGCUCCUCGACCAGCCGCUGGGAGCUGCCCACUUUGCUCUUGGCGGAGAUGCUGGAGACAGGUCCUUGGCCGGACCCCGCCAGCUGGGGCAUCACCAUGAGUGCUUGCUCCAGGAGCGCAAGCUGGCAACAAGCGCUCGCGCUGAUGAAUGAGAUGGGCCGGACACGUAGCCAACCCAACGUUUUUGUGUAUGGAGCUGCGCUCGCUUCUUGUGCAAAUGGGCAGUGGGAGAGAGCGUUGGAGCUCCUGUCGGACAUGCGAGGUGCAAAGGUCUUGCCGAAUGUCGUCAGCUGCAGCUCCGCGAUCAGCGCAUGCGAAGGAGGCGCACAGUGGAUGUUUGCUCUGGACAUCUUGCGAAGCAUGCGCCGUGAUGCAUUGCUCCCUGACCUGAUCGCCUUCAGUGCGAGCAUGAACGUUUGUGCCCGCGCUGGACACUGGCAAGAAGCCAUUCAGCUUCUGGCGGAGAUGAAAGCCGUACAAAUGCAGCCCAACACCGUCAGUUACAACUCAGCAAUGGAUGCAUGCACGCAGACAUCAGAAGGAUGGGCAAAGGUGCUGCAGCUCUUGGGUGACAUGCAUCAAGAGCAAGUGCAUCUGCAGACGGAAACUUGCUGCAGUGCCAUUCGAGCAUGUGGACUGGCAGGAUGUUGGGCGACAGCAUUGCUGUUAUGGGAGCAGCUGUGGCAGAGCCCCCUCGAGGUUGACGCCAUCGCAUUGGGAGCGAUUCUCUCCGCUUGCCGCUGGGACGUGGCCUUGUCGCUGCUUCGCGAAGCGGUGGCCGAUCAGCUUCGGCCAGACGCCAUCCAUUUCGCCCAGUCCAUUGUUGCAUGCGAGCAAGCUGGCCGCUUUCAAAUUGAGACUUCCUUGCUCGAUCAGCUGGCAGAUGAGCUCACCGAAACCCGUCUCGUGUACCGCCCUGUGGUGGAUCCCGCGACCGCCCCGCACCCCGAAGUCUUCCGUCGAACACCGUCGCGUGCUCGGGUCUUUUCCGUGGAGUGGUCGGCCACGUCUUCUUCCGCCUUUGCUUGCCGCGCGCCCGCGUAUCGCGACCCGCCCCUUUGA